Lepus europaeus (European hare) is the source of this 573-nucleotide messenger RNA. RefSeq names its product ribosomal protein S13 (gene RPS13). The record is from RefSeq and is a predicted model, not a curated record. The transcript has 6 exons. Gene Ontology annotation, cellular component: cytosolic small ribosomal subunit; ribosome; nucleolus. NCBI's taxonomy places the organism in Eukaryota, Metazoa, Chordata, Mammalia, Lagomorpha, Leporidae. Gene Ontology annotation, biological process: translation. Bases 73 to 528 code for a protein of 151 amino acids. Gene Ontology annotation, molecular function: small ribosomal subunit rRNA binding; structural constituent of ribosome.
UUCCGGCGUGCCGGGUGGUUUCCUGCGGCGUUUCCUCCCUCGCUCUCUUUUUGCUCCCUGCCCGCCGCCAUCAUGGGUCGCAUGCACGCUCCCGGGAAGGGCCUGUCCCAGUCUGCUCUGCCCUAUCGCCGCAGCGUGCCCACCUGGCUGAAGCUGACGUCCGACGACGUGAAGGAGCAGAUUUACAAACUGGCCAAAAAGGGCCUGACUCCCUCGCAGAUCGGUGUGAUCCUGAGGGACUCCCACGGCGUGGCGCAGGUGCGCUUCGUGACCGGCAAUAAGAUCUUGAGGAUCCUGAAAUCCAAAGGGCUCGCUCCUGACCUUCCCGAGGAUCUCUAUCAUUUAAUUAAGAAAGCUGUUGCUGUUCGGAAGCACCUGGAGAGGAACAGAAAGGACAAAGAUGCCAAGUUCCGCCUGAUUCUGAUAGAGAGCCGAAUUCACCGGUUGGCUCGAUACUACAAAACCAAGCGGGUCCUCCCCCCCAAUUGGAAAUACGAGUCAUCCACAGCCUCUGCCCUGGUGGCAUAAAUUUGUUUAUGUGCUCAAGCAAUAAAACCAUUGUUUAACUAAAAA